UCCCCCGUUGAUAGAAACACAGAGCGCGUCUGUAUAGAGCAGAAGUUCAGGACGCGCAGCUCCUGCUCCAUUCUCAACAACUGGAAUCUGAAGGUUUUCACUUUUUAUUUCACGUUUAUUUCAGGCGGAUCCGUAUCGGACUUCUGCUAUGUGGUGGAUGUGAAAGAAGGCGUGAUUAAUGAGCGAUUGAAACAUUUCUCAACCUGCAGCUGUAGAUUCCGGUGCGGCGAGCGCGUUUCUCUCCACGGAUCGUACGCGCGGAUCGUGCGCCUUUACGCAUCGGCUGGAUUUUUGCGCACGGGAGUGUUGCGAUGUCGCGGACACCUGUCGUGAUUUUCACUUCUCUGUGUCUUCUCUUCUUUACGCUGUCAUGUGCCGGAGAUGUGAAAUCGCGUAGCUGCGGCGACGUGCGCGAGGCGUACGCGGUCAAGGGGUUCAGUCUACAUGAUGUGCCACAUCAGGAGAUACCAGGUGAACAUCUGCGAGUUUGUUCUCAGGGGUACACAUGCUGCACCUCAGCGAUGGAGGAGAGACUCGGCCAGCAGAGCAAACAGGAGUUUGACAGAUUAGUAGAAGAGAGCAGCCACACCAUACGGACCACGUUUACCUCCAAACACAAGAAGUUUGACGAAUUCUUCCUGGAGUUGCUGGACAACUCGGAGAAGUCGCUCAACGACAUGUUCGUGCGCACAUAUGGCAAACUCUACACGCGCAACUCAGAGAUGUUCGAGGACCUGUUCUCCGAGCUCAAGCGCUAUUACACGGGCGGGAACGUCAAUCUGGAGGAGAUGCUGAAUGAUUUCUGGUCCAGACUUCUGGAGCGAAUGUUCCAGCUGCUCAACUCACAGUACACCUUCACCGAUGACUAUCUGGAAUGCAUCAGCAAAUACACCGACCAGUUAAAACCCUUCGGAGACGUGCCGCGUAAGCUCAAGGCUCAGGUCACCAAGGCCUUCAUAGCGGCGCGGUCGUUCGUUCAAGGACUCAUGGUGGGUCGGGAAGUGGCCAACAGGGUGGCCAGGGUCAAUAUAUCACCGGCGUGCAGCAAAGCGCUGACCAAAAUGCUGCACUGCCCGUACUGUGGAGGGAUGCCAGAACUCAAACCCUGCGCCAACUACUGCCAGAACGUCAUGAGAGGAUGUCUGGCAAACCAGGCCGACCUCGAUCCCGAGUGGAACCUCUUCAUUGAUGCCAUGCUGCUGGUUGCCGACAGGCUGGAGGGACCCUUCAACAUCGAAGCCGUCAUGGAACCGAUCGAUGUGAAGAUCUCAGAAGCCAUCAUGACCAUGCAAGACAACAGUAUGCAGGUCUCAGAGAAGGUUUUUCAGGGAUGUGGUAGACCAGUAGGAGUGGGCCGAUCAGCCCGCGGGAUCUCGGAUGUGUUCAACAGUCGUUUCAGACCGUACAGUCCAGAAGAGCGGCCCACCACGGCAGCAGGCACGAGCAUGGACAGACUGAGGAUUGUUUGGAGGACGAUGCAACACAGUGUGAUGGACAUAAAAGAGAAGCUGAAGCAGUCGAAGAAGUUCUGGUCGUCUCUUCCAGACGUCAUCUGUGAGGAGGAUAAAGUGACCGACCCGGAUGAGGAGCAGUGCUGGAACAGUCACACUAAAGGAAGAUAUUUUCCUGAAGUUGUGAAAGAUGGUCUUACGAAUCAACUGAAUAACCCAGAGGUGGAGGUGGACAUCACUAGACCAGACACCUUCGUCCGACAGCAGAUCAUGACCCUCAGAGUGAUGACCAACAAGUUACGGAACGCUUACAACGGCAAAGACGUCUACUUUCAAGAUUCAAGUGAUGAGGAGAGCGGUUCGGGCAGUGGGAGUGGCUUCACAACAGAACCCGAGGUGGUGCACACGGAGCCUCCGAUGGUGGAAGCCGACAUCAGCGAACCUCAGCCGGCGGCGGACGCGGCCCGCAGACAGACCCCGCAGGUGCAGAUAGUAAUCGCCGUAACUGCAUUCGUCUCACUCGUACUGCAAUGGAGAUAAUGGCAGGAGGAGGCAACAGCCACAUGGACUUUAAGACAGACGCAGCGGCGCUCUCGGCACGCUGUUAGCUUUUGCCUCACCAGACUGGACGUUUUCCACAAAAGCCCACGAGACGGAGAACAAGCUCGCUGGCUAGACGUGCGGAGAGAAGGAGAGUAAACAUUUGCAUCCUGCUUGUUCCAAAGAAUGCUCGGUGCAAUCACAGAUCAGCUUCUUUUUUGCCUCUCAUUUGAACUUCUUAAAGGUGAAGUGUGUAAUUUGUUCCCCCGGCAGUGACGACGACGAAAGAAAGCCAUUCGUAAGUCAACUUCCCUUCUCAAAGUGUAAACACUCUGCGAUUUUCAAACUUUGCUCUGUUUGUUUGAGCAGCCCACCAGCCCGACGGAUGUCACGAUAGAGCUCGAUAUUUUGGCGUAAAAAUUACACGCUUCACCUUUAAAAGAGAAACAAACUUUUCGGACGAUAAGUGGUUUGCCGCAGAAAUGCGUCCACGUUUGUGUAGGAAACGAAUGGGAGUGACGAGAAUAUAUUUUUGCUUUCCUUUUCUACCGCGUAAAAUGAGAGACGAACGACAUGCGCUCUGGUGUUUUUUAGGUUCUCCCCCAUUGAACUCGUACAAUAAAUGCAAAGUAAAAAAAAAAAAAAAAAAAUGAAACUCGUUUAUGUACCACUGUGAGAAUGCACGAGGAGGUCUUGAGUGUUUUUAACUGUGAUUUUCACACAAUUCUGGCGCUUUUUGUUUGUCGAUUCGAAGUCGUUUAAUGAGCUUCAUAUUUUAGGUUUAAGGAGUCUGGUAGAGUUUCCCCCAGGGCUGCGCCUGCGUCAUUCAAAUCAAAUGAUCCAUAUCUUAAUAUAUGAGAUUUUAGUUUAGCAUUUUCUUACAGAGAAAGAUUUAUUUAUAUUUCUAAUAUAAUUAUAUAUUUUGGCUUUAGCGACUUUUAUUCUAACAAACUGCUCUUGCUUAAGGAUAUUUUUUCCCCUUUUCGAUGCAAGCAUGAUGUUUUUUUCUGAAUCGAUUCAAACGCUGGUUUCAAAGGUGCAAGUCCGUCUUUUGAAGGGAAGUUUGGGAAAUCCUGGAAUUCUGGGAUCAUGAAUGUAAAUUCGGCUGGAUCAGUAUUGAAUCCGCUUGCAUCUGAAUGCAUCAUAUAAAGUCUUCAAAUCUAACAGACCCUUAUGUUUUCAUGCACAUUUAUAGUCUUCAUUAUAAUCCAUUUUGUAAUCAAAGCCCUCAUUUAUGACACAAUUUGUUUUUCAGUCUGUACGUGUUGAUAUGUAGACCUUCACAUAUACAAAUAUACUUUAUUACGAAUCAAUGGACCACAUGGAACAUUCAGAACAAACGUUUGCGAAAACUCUUCAUAAUCGUAGAUCCCUUAGUAAAAAAUGUUGUGGUGUUUUCUUUCGGAUGGUUUGGCAGUGCAGUAGAGUUCUGCAGGUGGUCGUGAGGUCCAGCGAGUCAGGGAGUUACUAUAUGAAUGUUCCAAUGGCACUUUCUUCUGUUCUGUCUGAAGUUAUGAAUGUUCCCAAGAGUUCAGAUGACAUUUGUACAGAUGACGAUAUCACUCACAUCUCCCGUUAUGAACGCUGGCAUGUUUAACAUUUGGUUUUAUGACAAACACGUCCAUUAUUGGGACCUGACUGUUUCAGUCUUUUCAUCGUUGAAAUGCAAAGAUCACGUUCUCUUCUCUUCUCAUGGUGAAGGUUGAAUGCAAAGAGCGUUUGGGAAGUAGAACAGAAGCGAUUUGGUUUCUGAAAGGUUCUGGAGGUGCUUCCUGUUUCGUACCCAAGUACCUUCAUCUGUUCUGAAAGACUAUCACAGGGGUCAUUGAGGAAGUCAGUGAGCCGAGAGCGGUUGCGUUUAUUAUUUACUUUCGUUAAACUGUUCUCAUUUAGGUCAAAUUUGAACUAAAAUUACUCUGGAGAAAUCGAAAGAGAGUCAACAAAUGUGAGGGGAAUUGUUGAAACAAAUGAAGAGUCUGGAGUUGUAAAUGAAUGUGGCUUGUCAACGUCAAAUAUUUGAGUCAAUAUGUUGAGAAAUGUUCAUAUGGAGAACUUCAAUAAUGUUGACUUUUGAUUGCAGACGAGACAAAUCUGAGACCAUGGUUCCACUAAGAACUAUUUAGACAAAUGCUUCAUGAUGCCAUAGAAGAACCUUUUGGUUCCAUAUAGAACCUUUAACAUCCAAAGAACCUUUCUGUUUCACACGAAAGAAGCUACUUCAGAUGAUAAAAAGGUAAGAACGAGAUGGUUCUUUAAAGAAACUUUGACUGAACGGUUCUUUGUGGAACCAAAAUGGUUCUUCUAUGUCUUCGGUCUGAAGAUCCUUUGAUGCAACUUCAUUUUCAAGAGUGUACUUUUGUAAAGACUCUUGCGAUGUUCUUCGUAGAACCAAAACCUUCUACUAUGGGAGAACCUUUUGAAGCACCUUUUCUUAAGAGUGUGUGAUGUUCCAAACCUCACCAGUUGAUGUCGGUCCAAAGAAAUGGGAGUUGACAUGAAACACAAGCAGACAAUGGAAAAGAAAUGCAACAACACGUUUACUUGAUUUCAAGCCAGAAACGUAAAGACACGACUGAAGAAUUGUUCCGUGCAAAAGGGCCACGUUUGUUUUAUUGACUUCUUUGGGUCAGGUGUUUUUUAAGAGCAUGUGUCUUGUGUCUGGUUUUGCCUAUAGCCUGCGUGUUUCUAGUUGCGGUCUGAACGUGCAGCUUUCACUUGUGUGCAGGAAUAAUCUCAUUUCAAAUGCCAUUGCUUGUUUUAUCGGUCUUGAGGAUAAAACGACUGCGGUAUGUCCAUCACUAUGAAGUGAAUCCUCUCGUUUUUCUUUCCACAUUGCACUUUGCCAUUGAGUUCCGCAGUCUAGAUUCUUUGAUUCUUCUGAGUGAGGAUUAAAGUUUACAUGCGAACAAGUACGAGCCAUGUCAAAAACACGUUUGGAGAUGAUUGUUUGUGUGGUUGGAAAGUGAUGGUUCCUACUGAAGCACGCUGCUUUGAGCUACUGUAGGUGAGGCUUCAAUGCGACAUGUAGGUGUCGUGCGAGUAGACAUGCCUUACUGUUUUUCCUUUGUUUUUUAAGAAGAACAAAAAAAGAAUUAAAUGGAUUGCAUAUUUGGAUUUUGUUACUCUCUCUUAUAUACAGAAAAGUA
Triplophysa dalaica is the source of this 5137-nucleotide messenger RNA. RefSeq names its product glypican 6a (gene gpc6a). NCBI's taxonomy places the organism in Eukaryota, Metazoa, Chordata, Actinopteri, Cypriniformes, Nemacheilidae. The coding region runs from base 312 to 1991 and encodes 559 amino acids. The transcript has 10 exons. Gene Ontology annotation, cellular component: synapse; extracellular region; cell surface. Gene Ontology annotation, biological process: cell migration; regulation of signal transduction; regulation of protein localization to membrane. The record is from RefSeq and is a predicted model, not a curated record.